ACCCGACUCAGUCCUUCUUGUCUUCCCGUCCGACCAACAGUGAAAGUGAUUGUGAAAAUUGAACUCUACAAUUCAGGUAUAAAGUUGAAAAUGUCGGCGUCACCAAUUGCAAGACAAGCUACUCACAGCCAGGCCAUCCCAUCAAGGAGGGUGCUCAUUACGGACCCUACGCAGUUGCCUGAUGUAUACUCAAGUACCCCAGGUGGCACUCUUUACUCUACCACACCAGGAGGUACAAGGAUCGUGUACGAGCGGUCAUUUAUGAUGUCUUUAAGACAAUCUCCCAUAUCACAAACCCCACCGAAGUGUUCACUACCCGCUGCGCUAUUGAAGAACCCCGGUUCUGUCCCACACACGCAGGCGGCGCCCGCGCAGAAGAAUGCGCGCUCGAAUUCCAUAUCCUUUGAUGAGUCACAGGAAACCUUCAGUAUGGAUCUCUAAUUAGGUUAAGGUUGUGAAGUAACUGGAAACUAAUGCAUUUAUUAUUUUUGUAAUGAUUACUAUUGUCCGACAGAAAUAAGGGUUUACUGGCGUCGAAGUCAGUUUUCAGAAUUUAAUUCGUAUAGUUCAAGUAUAAAACGGAGCUGCCUUUUGAUGCAGUUUUGACCAAUUUUCUAUGAAUACUGUUACAAUUGUUGUUCUACAAAUUCCUAUUUAUGUAUACUGUUAUUUAAGAAAUUAAAACUGUUGUUAAAAUAUAUAUGAAGUAGGCAUAUAUAUAUGUCAAUAAAAAAAAUAACCGAAAGACAAAAUCAUAAUAUCACAAUUAUGUCUUUAUUGUUCAAAAGGUAAUGUUUUAAAAAAUGCUAGCAAAGACUGUAAGUAACAGUGGGUGAGCUAUGGAAAGCGUCCGAAUCGAAAUCAAUAAUAUAACAAAAAAAUAUUAAAUAAACUAUAUAAAUGCCAUAAAUAAAUAAUGAAAUUUUUAUAUAUUACAGACAAAACAGUAUUCUUUAAAGAUAUUUAUAACCAUAUAAUUACCCGCUAAUCAAAUUUUUUUUUACUAAGUAUUCUGAAAUUUUUUAUGUCCAACACCGAAGUGAUACUGAAAAAUAUUGUGAGCAUUAGUUUUCAGUGAAGUAACUGGCCAAGAUAUUAUAUUUUACUUUAUUGUUAGCAAAGACUGGUCGAUUGCUAUGUUUCUUAUUCAUCUUGGCUUUUGAUAUUGUUAAGUGUAAACCUAGGUUUAGAGCGUGACUGAACCUGCGUUCAAAACGCAAGACAUCCUUCGCUGUCAUUACUAAAAUAUAAAAAAUAUAUACAAAACGUUUAUAAAAAAAAUAUGUAACGAAAAUUAUUAAUGGAAUGGAUGCAUCGUCAUGACUGUCAAAUUGGAAAAAAAAAUGGCGGCAAAGGAAUCUGUAAAUAAUUAUUUAGUUUUAUAGCGUUUGACGCACAAUAUUUAGGUGCUUUAUAUUUCUUAAAUUUUUUUGUAAGCAAGUGCCAUUUCGCUGGAAGUUAAUUUCUGUUCAAUAAUUUACUUCGUGAAUUGGCAUUGCUAUAGAAGAGGCAAUCUCAAAUAAUAAUAUGGCUAAGACAAAAGAUAUUUGAGAUGAACGACGUAAUGGUCACAGAUUGUUAUUGUAAUCUUCGAUUGUACUUUUUUAUUUAAAUUAAUGGUCAUAUUGUAUUUUUAAACAUUGGAUUGUAGCGGUGAUUUGGUUUAACUUUUUCAUUUACAACAAAAACAAAGAAUAAAAAAGGAGAAUAAAUCGAUCGCUACAGUUCAUAAUAACCACUCAGUUUUCAACUUUUUUAUGUAUUAUAGAAAAGUUUAAUUAAUAUUUCGUCCUA
This is a messenger RNA of Achroia grisella, 1794 nucleotides long. RefSeq names its product eukaryotic translation initiation factor 4E-binding protein (gene Thor). The record is from RefSeq and is a predicted model, not a curated record. NCBI's taxonomy places the organism in Eukaryota, Metazoa, Arthropoda, Insecta, Lepidoptera, Pyralidae. Gene Ontology annotation, biological process: negative regulation of translational initiation. The coding region runs from base 91 to 441 and encodes 116 amino acids. Gene Ontology annotation, molecular function: eukaryotic initiation factor 4E binding. The transcript is spliced from 2 exons. Gene Ontology annotation, cellular component: cytoplasm.